Messenger RNA from Sciurus carolinensis (gray squirrel), 2528 nucleotides. RefSeq names its product KRR1 small subunit processome component homolog (gene Krr1). NCBI's taxonomy places the organism in Eukaryota, Metazoa, Chordata, Mammalia, Rodentia, Sciuridae. Gene Ontology annotation, cellular component: nucleolus; small-subunit processome. Gene Ontology annotation, molecular function: RNA binding. The transcript has 10 exons. Bases 86 to 1231 code for a protein of 381 amino acids. The record is from RefSeq and is a predicted model, not a curated record.
GCGGAACUUAUUUUGCGUGCAGUUAUUUUAGCCGGUAGGAUUUAAGAACAGCUUCAUUUCCGGUACCACCGGAGGCAAUUUGAAAAUGGCGUCUACCUUGCCGAGCCGGCCAGUUACCGCAGCUGGAAAAAGUGAAUUUCGCAACGAGAAGUCGAAGCCGGAGGACAGAGAUGAAUCAGAACUCCUCACUGUUCCUGAUGGUUGGAAGGAACCAGCUUUUUCUAAAGAGGACAAUCCCAGAGGACUCUUGGAAGAGAGCAGUUUUGCAACUUUGUUCCCCAAAUAUAGAGAGGCUUAUUUGAAAGAGUGUUGGCCUUUGGUGCAGAAGGCCUUGAGUGAACAUCAUGUUAAAGCAACCCUGGACCUGAUUGAGGGCAGCAUGACUGUUUGUACUACUAAGAAGACUUUUGACCCAUAUAUCAUCAUUAGGGCCAGAGACUUAAUAAAACUGUUGGCAAGGAGUGUUUCAUUUGAACAGGCAGUACGGAUUCUUCAGGAUGAUGUCGCAUGCGAUAUCAUUAAAAUAGGUUCCUUAGUAAGAAAUAAGGAACGAUUUGUAAAAAGAAGACAACGGCUUAUUGGUCCAAAAGGCUCUACUUUGAAGGCAUUGGAACUCCUAACAAACUGUUACAUUAUGGUUCAGGGAAAUACAGUUUCAGCCAUUGGACCUUUCAGUGGCUUAAAAGAGGUUCGAAAAGUAGUUCUAGAUACUAUGAAGAAUAUUCAUCCCAUUUAUAACAUUAAAACCUUAAUGAUUAAACGAGAGUUGGCAAAAGAUUCUGAAUUACGAUCACAAAGUUGGGAAAGAUUCUUGCCACACUUCAAACACAAAAAUGUGAAUAAACGCAAGGAACCGAAGAAGAAAACUGUUAAGAAAGCAUACACACCAUUUCCACCACCGCAACCAGAGAGUCAGAUUGAUAGAGAAUUGGCUAGCGGUGAAUACUUUUUGAAGGCGAAUCAAAAGAAGCGACAGAAAAUGGAAGCAAUAAAGGCUAAACAAGCAGAAGCUCUCAGUAAAAGACAGGAGGAAAGAAACAAAGCAUUUAUUCCACCUAAAGAAAAAACAGUUGUGAAACCUAAGGAAGCAUCUACUGAAACUAAAAUUGACGUGGCUGCCAUCAAAGAAAAGGUUAAGAAAGCAAAGAACAAGAAACUGGGAGCCCUUACAGCUGAAGAAGUUAAGCUUAAGAUGGAAGCAGAUGAAAAGAAAAAGAAAAAGAAAAAGUAACAUUAAAAAAAUAACCAAAACCCCCUGAACCAGAAUUUAUAUAGCUAUCUCCUUUUGUAAAGGAUUUUGAAAGAUGACAGGGCAUUAGUUGCGUUAUGUGUGAGAAAUAAUAUUUCUGAGUUGCUUUUGUUUAUAUAAUAAUAUUCUUUAUAAAUAGAUUCUAUUCUUGUGUGUUUUGAAAUUUUUUGUGCUAGAAAGUCUUUUUAUACAUUGUACCUAAUCAGUUCCAGGCAGGUUUUGCCGAAGCAUGAGUUUAGGAGUAACUUUUAAGUGUUUUUAUAUAUAUACUUUUGGAAUGUGACUAUUGUAAUUUUUCAUUAAAUCAAAGUCUGAUUUCAUUGGUUAGUUUUUAAACAUAAUCAUGUCCCAGCAUUUGGUUUUGAGGAAAAUAAAUGCCGGUUUUUCAGUGCAUUCUUUCUCCCUAAUUAUACCUUCUUACAAUUUCCUUUAUUUCAUUUUAAGAUUAAACAGCAGAUAAGCAGAAAAUCGAGACCUCUGAAAUCAAAUCCUUUAGUUACCAAGUCUGGGGAAGUGUUAAACCAGAAAAAUACCACGCUGCAAGAGAACAGGGAAACCAGGUACUUUAAGUGGAGGCCGCAUGUGAGAAAUAACUGUCAGUGGAGUUAACUUGGAAAAGCCUAGCUCAUUCAUUCUACAGAUUUGGAAACUGAAGCUAUGAAUGAGGUUACUUACGGGAAGCCUAGCUGUGGCAAUCUGAAAACAAUGCUUAUUCAUAAAAAAGUGGAAAGUAAAGGGGAGUUAUAUUUAGGAAGUCGAACCAUUUUUCUUUUGAGCAAGUCUUCACUGCAGCAGUAUAUGUUUUUUCUAUUUCACUUUAAAAUGGAAAUUAGAAAUAUACCCAAUUGUUAUUUUUUUUAAAGCCAUAUGAAUAUGUCUCUCCCUCUCCCCCCCCAGAUUAUAUUAGUCCAAAAGAGUUAAAUUAGGGUAUUUGUCCUUUACCCAAAUGGUAAUUAUGACAGACAUUAUUAGAAUUAUUGAAUUAGCAAUAAGAAAGAGAGAUGUGUAUCUGUUUCUUGAAAAUAUGAACCAGCCUGGAUACACAACAGAGUAGUAACCUGUGAAAUAAACAUAGAAAGUCCUCUUAGACAUUGUUUCUCAUAAUGCAAUGAUAUAAAUCACAUAGAGUUUAAUAAAACAAUUUAAGAUUUAUAUACAUACGUUUGACCUUGUCUCGCUUUGGAUUAACUGUGAAGUCAGGGAGAAUUUAAAAAAAAAAAAAAGUUAGGUACAGGUAAGAUUUUUUAUUAAAACAAAGUCUUUAUAACCAUUUACUUGA